Molecule: messenger RNA, 2099 nt
Organism: Camellia sinensis
Lineage: Eukaryota; Viridiplantae; Streptophyta; Magnoliopsida; Ericales; Theaceae
Source: RefSeq, a predicted model, not a curated record
AGCAAUGCAAAACUCGGCACGUAAAAAGGGGGAGAGGCCUAAACUCGUCUCUUUAUUACGCCAGUCGGGAUUUUGUGUGUUGUUGACAACACAUAUCUCUCUUGUCCGAACAAACAAAGCCAAACGGACACACACAGAUACAUACACACUCACUCAUGGCCUCUUCUUUCUUCUCUCUACUACGUCUCAACACCUCUUAAAACCUCCAAAAACCCUAAUCACACACACACACACUCUCUCUCUCUCUCUCUUCCUGAAUUCCCAUCUCAAACUCUUCUCAAUUCUCACCCAUUUCACUGAUCUCUCAAAUUCAUUCCAUCUCAAUUCUCAAACACCACACACACGCAAACAUAUAUAUUCGUAUAUAUCGAAUUUGAAGUAAUGUCUGGUUCGGGAGGCUUCGCGGUGUCUCGAACCCACGCCGGAGACCGAUUCUACAACCCGCCGGCGAUUCGGCGCCACCAGCAGUUUUUGUUGCAGCAGCAGCAGCAACGGUUGCAGAGGCAGUUUCCGACGCCGGUGAAGUCGGAGGCGGCGGUGGUGGAGGCGGAUACUUGGACUGACUCGGACGAUUCGACUACCACAUUGUCGAAACCGCCCUCAGUCUUUUCAUCUUCUCCUUCCAGACCGGCGAUGAGUGUGACUAACUUGGAUCGUCUAGUGGAAUCUGUUACUCCCUUCGUUCCCGCUCAAUUCUUCUCCGAGUUACAGGUAAAUGCGAAGGGUUGGAGAAAUCGGGAAUCUGACAUGCAACCAUACUUUUGCCUUGGUGAUCUUUGGGAGUCUUUGAGAGAAUGGAGUGUAUAUGGUGUGGGGGUGCCUCUCUUGUUGAAUUGGGAAGAUUCAAUUAUACAGUAUUAUGUUCCGUACUUGUCGGGUAUACAGUUGUACGUGGACCCAGCGAAGUCUCCUGCAAGGCUUAGGAGGCCUGGUGAGGAGAGUGACGCUGGUAGUGGAGGUAGCAGCGACUGUGAAGCAGAUAGACGGGCCCAAUAUGAUGGGUCAUGGAGUCAGCAUAACCUCAUGAACUUGAACUCCCACCGAAUGUACAGACUCUCUUUGAGAGAUAAAUCUCUUGUGAGCUCAUCCAGUGACGAAGCAGAGAUCUGCAACUCACCUGGGAUGCUCAUAUUUGAAUAUUUGGAACAGGAACAACCACAUAAUCGCAAACCUCUAACUGAUAAGAUUACAGUGCUCACAUCUCAGUUUCCGGAGCUUAGUAAGUACAAGAGCUGUGAUCUACUGCCUACAAGUUGGGUUUCUGUGGCUUGGUACCCAAUAUAUAGAAUACCUAUGGGCCCAACACUACGGGAUCUGGAUGCAUCUUUUUUGACCUUCCAUUCUUUGUCAACACACUCUAGAAGCAAUGGUCAGGUGCAGUUUCAUGGUGCAAGUGGUGGGAAGGUACAUGGCGGUGUUGAUGCAUCUUCAAAGCUUUCUCUGCCAGUCUUUGGCCUUGCUUCCUACAAGCUGAAAGGUUCAAUUUUGACUCCAAGUGGACCCUACGAGUGCCAGCAAGAAAACUCUCUAAUGCAAGCUGCCGGCAAUUGGCUCCAGCGUCUGCAUGUCAUUCUUCCUGAUUUUCAGUUUUUUCGUUCUCAUUACUCACAGUGGCGAUGAUGGGGUCAUGUAGUGCCUUUCAACACCUUUCUUUCUCUUUCAAAGGGUCUUCGAGGUCAGUUUUGGGAAUGAACAAUGUCAAAUGCUAACUUUGCUAGGAAAACCCUCGUUGUCUUCACAGCUUGGUUGAAUAUUGUGCAGUGUUGUUUAGUUCUUCUCAUCUUAUAGUAUGUAAGCUUUCUCUUAGAGUAUAGAGUUCACAGUAUCAGGUAAAAAAUGCUUAUGGUUCAGCCAGGCUCUGUGAGCCAUCAGUUAGGUUUUGGGCUGCAAUGCACCCUGAAAUCCAGAUGGCCUCUCGCUUAUUUUGUUGUGUAAGGUGAUAGAAACUGUUGAUGAUCUUGAUAUGUUGGUGGAACCACCAAUUCUGUUUAGUCAGUGUUCAGAGAAACUCGACAAUUGUCUGAGAUAAUGAUGAAAAUUUGUACUUUUAGUCUGCACAUACACAGCUAUACCCAGUUAAUUUCAAAACAGGUUUCUUU